Phanerochaete carnosa HHB-10118-sp is the source of this 2181-nucleotide messenger RNA. RefSeq lists its product as uncharacterized. The transcript has 4 exons. The record is from RefSeq and is a predicted model, not a curated record. Bases 26 to 2074 code for a protein of 682 amino acids. NCBI's taxonomy places the organism in Eukaryota, Fungi, Basidiomycota, Agaricomycetes, Polyporales, Phanerochaetaceae.
CCCGGGGCCCUCGCUGUCCCUUGCGAUGUUUUCCUUUCCCGCCACUCCCCCACAGCGCACCUCGCGCCUCGCGCUCGACUCGCCCUUUUUCCCGGGUCCUUCCCUCGCCCCAUACGAUUCGCCCACUCCCCGCCGCGACUGCCCCUACCCCGAUCUUACUGCCCGCCCAUCCUUCCGCACUCUCACCGCUGCGGACACCCUACUCCACCUCGCUACCUCCCCGUCUCUGUCCUCGCGGCUUGGCCUCUAUCCUUCCGCUAGCACCGGCUCCAAUGCGCAUUCUCAGAGCACCCAGAGCACCUUUCCGUCAUCCCCUGGCCCGUGUACGCCAAGCCGUAGUAUCCUCCCGCUCGACCGUACCAAGCUCGAUGUGCUGUUCCAUCCCUUCAGCUCGCCGCAUGCACUCUGGGACUCGCCCCGUUGUCUUGGGACUUCUGACCACCCUACGUUCGACGCCGUCUCGUGCUCACCGGUCCUGCACGAGAGCGAGCGUAAGGAACAGGAACGUCGUCGCGCGCUCGAGCAGGAUGCUGAAGCGCACCUACUCCAGCCUCCGAGUAAGCGGCGAAAGACUGAUAAUACUGCAGAGAAGCCUGUGAAUAAAGCAGGCCGCGGCAGCCGCAUCCGCGGUUACCGUCGCUUACUGACCGCCGCCAUAUCUCAUGCCGACUUCAAGCUCUCGACUCAUUACGCGCAUACUGACCUUGAUAAUGAUAAUACUGACAGUCCUCACGACUACAUUACUGACCGGCACUCCAGUGUUGACGCUGAAGGACCGAUAAUUGCGUCAUCGUCAUCACCAGCCAUCUCACUCGAGCUGUUGUAUCCAAGCUCCCCACCACACCGCUACGCUUCAUCAAAUACAUCCCUUUCGCCCCUUUCAGAGCUCUCCGAUCCUACGAGUGCUACUGUUUCCCCAUCACUCGGUCGUAGCCCCGCUAUUCCGUCCUAUGCCGUGCAUGAAAACUCAGCGUCGCGCACCUGGCCAGGCAGAGGCACGGCCAUGAGUAUUGGCACUGCUGCUGUUACGGGCACCGGCAGAAUCACCCGUCCAAGGACCAACGCAAACAGCGCUUCAGUAGCCAAGCGCACGGGGAGCAUGAACGACAGCCAGCAGCUGCGCCAUCCGCCAUUCUGCCCCUUAUCUAUCCACGGGGCCAAACUUGGCGGUCGAGAUGUCUCUCCUAAGCGACGCGAGCCAGAGCGGAAAAUGAGCACCGCGCGCCGUCUGCGGCAAGACGCAAGGCUCGGUCCUCGUAAUGUGCACGUACAAAGCCAGGACGUAUUCAAGCCGGAAGACUGGGUGCGUAGUCCUCCACGAACGCGUGCACACACACGAGCCGUGAGGGGUCUUUCCGCGGCGACUAAGCCUGCUGUCUCUGAUGCUGCCUCAGUGGGGAGUUUUACACCUGGUUCUCACGAGAGACGGAGCCGUGUAAACGCUUCCUGUGAUGACGACAGCUGGUACGACGAUGAUGACUGCGACAAAUUCCUUGAAGCGUCAGCAACGAGGACGCGUACAUACUCUAAACCUAACCGAAUCACGUGCCACACCGAGCAACGCCCCAAUCGAUCAAACGAAACGCGCUCAGCAGACUUGUCGCGACGAGAUAAAGAUGAUGAGAUUAGCGGAGACGUCGAGCAAGGAUCCACGGCGGAAGAAGAGCCUACAAUGCAGCUCGAACAGCGCACUCUCCCUUCACACAUUCCGCGCCACGCCGGCUUUCCGCUCUUCUAUCGCCGUUUCGCCGUUCCUGCUUAUGGUCUUAGUGUCCCUUUCCCGAUAGGCAUCUCAUGCGACUGGGGCACGACUCCGGAUCUCACGCACCUGGCACAGAACGCAAGCCAUGCGGAAAGCGUGGGCUUUGCGCCACGAGCGGAGAUGACUCACGUGCUCGGUAGUGCCAUGCCCAAUGCGUCGCGUAGUGCGCUCGACUUGUAUACACCGCGGUGGGUGCGCGGAAGGGGUGGUACCAAGGUCGGCCUCUGCCCUGUGUGCAUCGAACCUCCCACUCGCGGCGGCGUGGGUCAUAAAAUGUGGCUCAGCAUGAAGUUUAGUGCUUAUAAGUGGUGAGUGCGCUCGCUCUCGGGAGACGUGGUGUGGGAGGUGUCGAGCGGUGCUUAGCCGGAAUUUCGAGACGACUGCCCGCGACUCUCCUUUUCCAUGCUACUCCAGGUUGA